UUCCCAACACUUGCAGUGUCCCAAGCAAUAGAACUUGUGUCUUUAGUCUAUCCUUGGACAGGGUUUUCUUCAGUUCACAUUUGCCAAGCAUCUUCCGUGAAAUUUCCAGCUAUUAUUUGUAUCAUCUCCUCUUCUCUUUAGCCGGCUCACUCUUGUAUCAUCUCACAGAAUUAGCUCUGCAAUUGAACUGAUUUGCUGCUACUUGUAAUGUUCUCGGCUUAGCUAAUUAAUUUGGUUAUCAAUCAGGGUUUGUGUCUUCUACAAUCUCUUUGGUAAAAUUUACAGGAAAUAUCCAUUGCAUCCCUCUGGUUAUAGAUAACUAGCCAUGAAAUAUUUAAGCUAAGCGGUUGCUACUUUUAAUUUGGUUAUGGACAUCCAUUUCUUCAAUUUUGCCCACUAAACCUGCAGAUUCAUUCACAGGCAUUUGCCAAGCAUCUUCCAAGAAAUUUCUGGCUAAAAUUUGUACACGUUCUCUCUCCUCUUCUCCUUGGCUGACUCACUUUUUAUCAUCUCACAGAAUUAGCCUUGCAAUUGAAUUGAAUUGAUUGCUGCUAUUUCUAAUUUUCUUGGCCUGUCUGAUUUGGCUGUCAAUAAGGGUCCAUUUUCUGCAACUUCUUCAGUGACACCAGGAGAGUCAUUCAUUGGCAUUUUCUAGGAAAUUUCGAGCUAUAAUUUGGACAAGUUCCCUCCUCUUCUGCUUAGCUGGCUACAAUUUUUAUCAUCUAGCAAAAUUAGCUUUGCAAUUGAAUUGAUUUGCUGCUACGUCUAAUUCUCUUGGCCUUGCUGAUUUGGUUAUCAUUAUCCAUUUUCUGCAAUUUCUUUGGUGAAACAUACAGGUAUGCCAUCUAAAUUUUCGAUCUUGAUUAAGUUAUAUUCUCUUUAAGAUAUAAAAUAAAAAUAUCUAAAAUUUUUAACAAAUACAUAUAACUUUAUUGGCAAAGACUCUUCACUUUAGUUAGGAUAUUCUUCAUUUUUAAAUUAUUUUUAAAUUGACUUUAUAAGCUGAUGGGCCGCCACUUGUAAUUUGGUUAUCCUCAUUCAUUUUUUCAAUUUCUUAUGCUAAACUCACAUGUAACACUAAUUAUCUUGAUCUUCAAUCUUGACUUUAUUAUGUUCUCAUUGAUGUAUAGAGGUGAAUGGCCUAAAUCCAUCCUUCAAGGGAGCUCUUUCUUUUUAGAUCAUUAAGGUUAUCAUGCUUGAUAUAAUAAAUGAAAAAGUGAGAUUUGAGGAAAAGUUUAAGAUUGUUUGAAAUUAUGCUUUGUUUCUUGGUCUUUCACAUUGGAUGGUGAUGAUGUUUUCGUUAUUUUUUUUUCAAAUGUAAAGAAGGGUUAAAUUUUAUAUUUGUAGUUAAAAAUACAUAUAAUUUUUUUACUAGAUCUCAUCGUCGAUAUUUUUGUGUUAACAAAUGUGGAGUUUUCCUCUUUUUUUUUUUCUUUAGAAUAUAUCUCGAAAUUUCAUAGGGGUUGAAGAUCGUUGGCAGUGGAGGCAUGCUUCAGAUAGGAAGUAUGUGGUGAAACAAGCUUAUAAGUUUUUAGAAUCCACGGAUGCUAUUCUUAAUGACUGGUUGUGUAAGUUAAUUUGGUGUCGAUUAGUACCGUCUAAAGUAAUUUUUUUUGGGUGGAGAUUAUGCCUUCAGAGACUUUCAACAAAAUGAAAUUUGCAAAAGAGAGGUGUGGAGUUAGAGGGGGGCUUAAUGUGUGGGCUGUGCAAGGAGGAAGUGGGAGAUACUAAUCAUGUGUUUUGUACAUUUAAAGAAGUGUGGUUAAUUUGGGUUAAGGUAUUGUUUUGGUGGGGUAUUGAGGUGGUGUUACUGUCUAUAUUGGAGGGGGUAGCAGAAUUUUUCCUGUAUGGGUUGGGAAAGGUGGUAGGGAAGGAAUUGGGAGCAAGUAUUUUUCUUGUUACAUUAUGGUAUAUAUGAUAUUGGAGGAAUUGUACAGUGUUCAAGGGAGAUGUGGCUCUUAAGGAGGGGUUGUUGGAUAUGAUACAGGAAAAGACGUUUUUCUGGGUAAAGAAUAAAAUGCAGGGAUGUGUAUUUUCUGUUUGGGAUUGGAAGUUAAAUCCAAAUGAGUGCGCUGCAGCUAUGAGAAAUCAUAAGAGGAGGCAGAAGGAGUUCCAUCCGCAUCAAAAAGGACGGGUAUAGAUGUAGAAGUAGCAAGAUGCUUUUUUUACUAUUUUUUUGUUUCCAUUGAUUAUAUUUUAAUUUUGUAAUUGGGUUAGAGUAUCUUUUGUACUGUACAUAAUAAAAUUGAAUUUUACUG
Molecule: messenger RNA, 2258 nt
Organism: Rubroshorea leprosula
Lineage: Eukaryota; Viridiplantae; Streptophyta; Magnoliopsida; Malvales; Dipterocarpaceae
Source: the annotation of a GenBank genome assembly